Messenger RNA from Girardinichthys multiradiatus, 908 nucleotides. It is a transcript of the gene odam, whose product is annotated as odontogenic, ameloblast associated. NCBI's taxonomy places the organism in Eukaryota, Metazoa, Chordata, Actinopteri, Cyprinodontiformes, Goodeidae. The coding region runs from base 62 to 781 and encodes 239 amino acids. The record is from RefSeq and is a predicted model, not a curated record. The transcript has 10 exons.
AAAGGCAUCUUGACACGGUCAAGAGGCAGACACUGAACGGCAAAGAAGAGCAACGGACACGAUGAAGCUGCAAAGUGCCCUUCUGGUAAUCUGCCUACUUAGGUCAAGCCUUGCUCUGCCAGUGCAGAUUGGACUUAUUGCAAGCAACAGCAAUGAGAUCCUGAGACUGAAUGGAUUAACUCUCGCAGCUCUUGGUCAAGCACAGGGCUCAAUAUUACCCCAGUAUGUUCUGCAGCAGCAGACACCUGAAAUCUUGCUUACCCCACAGGUGUUGAAUUUGAACCCUCAACUGGCAGGUCCUUUUGGUCCGCAGGGGCCACAGCUGUUGCUUCCCAACCAGGGCAACCCGCUAACGCCCAUGCUCAUCCCUAAUGGCCAGCAAGAGCAGCUUGGACCACAACAAGACCCCAACAAUCCCAACAUUCCCCAGCAGGCCCAGAACCCUGUCCAGAUGUAUCCACAGCUUCAGUAUCCAUCUUUUGGAUUCCCUCAGCUUCACAGACAGCAGAGCUACUCGUACUUUGUACCACGAUAUGGCUUUGCCCAGCAGAGGAACACUGGGGUUCUGCCCAACAACGGACAGCAGAACCAGGAAAGAACUACACAAAGACCACAACUCCCACUGCAGCAGGGUUCUAAGACACAGCUACAGACAGAAAAGACAUGGCCAGCAGGAACUCAGAAAGAGUCCACCACUGUUCCCCCUGAUCCCCGUGGUGAUGCAACUGGUACCGGGACAGAUGAGGGAAAUGGCAGCUUUCCCUUCCUGUUUGAGCCAUAGAUGUUACCGGAAAAGAAGAAACAUUACUGCUGUGGUGGAAAGGCCAGGGAGAGAGUUAGCCACAACUUCAAUGAAACUUAUUCUUUGCUUUGAAUACAUUUUAAAUAAAUAAAUUUGUCAAAUGAAA